Ooceraea biroi (clonal raider ant) is the source of this 1296-nucleotide messenger RNA. Its product is annotated as odorant receptor 10a. The record is from RefSeq and is a predicted model, not a curated record. Gene Ontology annotation, cellular component: plasma membrane. Gene Ontology annotation, molecular function: odorant binding; olfactory receptor activity. Gene Ontology annotation, biological process: sensory perception of smell; detection of chemical stimulus involved in sensory perception of smell. Lineage: Eukaryota; Metazoa; Arthropoda; Insecta; Hymenoptera; Formicidae.
GUACGACAUGUGCACCCCUACACAGUGUUAGGGAUAAUCAGUCCCUUCGUAGACAUCAAUAUGGACGUUACCACACAUUCAGCGUACAGAGACUACAAAUGGGCCAUUGAAUUAAAUCGAAUCAGUUUAACAUUCCUCGGCGUUUGGCCAGAGAAUAACGAAACUAAGCAGGAAAAGUUAAUGUCGGACAUACGUGUGAUCGUAAUAUUAAAUAUAAUGACCUGGGCCUGCCUUUUUCCAACACUACAUUCAUUGCUGAAGAUUUAUGAUGACAUAAUGUCAACAAUCGAUAAUUUGCAAUACACCUUACCGCUUCUAAUAGCCGUAAUAAAACUGUUCAUCAUUUGGCAAAAAAAAUCUGACGUUCUACCUUUAUUAAACAUGAUCAAGGACGAUUGGUUGAGACCAAAAACGUCGGAAGAGAGGAACAUCAUGAUAAAACAUGCGCGAAUCGCACGCAUUUUUACGAUAUUCGGUUUCUUGUUAAUGGAAAUAUCUGCCCUCAUCGUUUUAUUUCUUCCCGUUUUUGGCAUUUCAAUGAGAUACAGAACGAACAGAACGGACUCAGGCAAAUUAUUGCCAUUGCAAUCUUAUUAUUUAUACGAUGUAAGUAACAGUCCACUUUACGAGAUAACGUAUGGUCUACAAAUCUUUAGUGCGGUACUAGCCGGCAUAAUGUAUACUGGCACGGAUACCUUUAUGAGUCUGCUGAUCUUCCACGCAUGUGGUCAACUUGAGAAUCUCAAAACACGUAUUCGCAAUUUGGAUAAAUUCAAUAAUUUUGCAGAUACUUUGUCAAUCAGUGUGAAGGAUCACAUACGUCUUAUCAGGUCCGUCAUAAUUAUUGACAAUACGUUUAAUUUGAUGUUACUUGGAUUGCUAAUUUAUUUUGGCAUACUUUUUGCUCUGUAUGGAUUCUUAUUUGUUUCUAUAAUAACACAAGGUAGCAAUCUUUCUAUCCUACGACUGAUUUAUACUGUGGUGUCCUUUCUCCUUACAUUCGGACACAUGAGUAUAUAUUGUGUGUUAGGAGAACUUUUAGUUAUUCAGUGCGACGGGAUUUACGAUGCUGUUUGCCAAUACGAAUGGUACAAUUUGAAGCCCAAGCAAGCAAGAAAUUUUCUGAAUAUAAUGAUGGAAACUAGAAGACCAUUGCAUCUUACUGCGGGAAAACUCUUGCCUAUGACAAUAGCUACCUUAUGUAAUUUAUUACAAACUUCGGGCGGUUAUAUAUCAGUUCUAUUGGCACAUCGUAGUUGAACUAGAAAUCACCUGGACCAAUGUGUCAUCGAAUUA